CUCCGAUGAAAACUCCUCAUGGUGUGUAAACCAGCAGUUGGACAGACAGAUGGGGACAGACAUGUUGAGGCUGGUGUUGGUGCUGCUGUUGGUUUGGACAUGGACGAGCUCAGCGCUGGUCAGGGUUCCUCUGAAGCGGGUGCGUUCGGUUCGUUCCCAGCUGCGAGCCGACGGCCUGCUGCAGGAGUUCCUGACGGAUCACCGCCCCGACAUGUUUAGCCGGCGCUACGCUCAGUGCUUCCCGCCCGGCACCCCGUCACUGCGGCUCGGACGCUACAGCGAGAAGAUCUACAACUACAUGGACGCUCAGUAUUAUGGUGAAAUCACUCUCGGGACUCCAGGGCAGAACUUCUCUGUGAUUUUUGACACUGGCUCAUCCGACCUCUGGGUGCCGUCAUCCUACUGCGUCAGCCAAGCCUGUGCGUUGCACAGACGCUUUAGGGCGUUUGAGUCCUCUUCGUUUCGUCAUGACGGUCGGAUGUUUGGGAUUAACUACGGAUCAGGACACCUGCUGGGAGUGAUGGCCAGAGACACACUGAAGGUUGGGGGUGUGACCGUCCUGAACCAGGAGUUCGGAGAGUCAGUCUACGAGCCUGGUGCCGCAUUUGUAAUGGCGAAGUUCGAUGGCGUUCUGGGGAUGGCGUACCCGUCCCUGGCAGAGAUCCUUGGAAACCCCUUUUUUGACAACAUGAUGACGCAGAAGACAGUGGAGGAGAAAGUCUUCUCCUUUUACCUCAACAGGAAAACAAGUAGUGGCAACCCACAAGGCGAACUGUUGCUAGGCGGAACAGACGAGGCGUUGUACAGUGGACCAAUCAACUGGCUUCCUGUGACUGCUAAGAGAUACUGGCAGAUUAAGAUGGACAGCGUGGCUGUGCAGGGUAUGAAUUCGUUCUGUCCUAAUGGUUGCCAGGCGAUCGUAGAUACUGGAACCUCCCUCAUCGCCGGACCAACCAAUGACAUCCUCAGCCUUCAGCAGCUGAUUGGAGCUUCUCCCACAAACAUUGGAGAGUACCUCAUCGACUGUGUCCGGCUGUCCAGUUUGCCUCAUGUGACAUUCGUUUUGGGAGGAAAAGAGUACACACUGACUUCUGAGCAAUAUGUCAGGAAGGAGAUGCUCGGCGACAGGGAGUUGUGUUUCAGCGGUUUCCAGGCUGUGGACAUUGUUACCCCCGAAGGCCCCCUGUGGAUUCUGGGAGAUGUAUUUUUGACAGAGUUCUACAGCAUCUUCGACAGAGGACAAGACCGGGUCGGCUUGGCCACUGCUAAGCACUAAUCCAUCAGUUAUUAAUGGCUGACAACUGCAUGACCAAUAAAUAUGAUACAGUUAAAAUGACCUUCACAGCU
Messenger RNA from Epinephelus lanceolatus (giant grouper), 1347 nucleotides. It is a transcript of the gene nots, whose product is annotated as nothepsin. Lineage: Eukaryota; Metazoa; Chordata; Actinopteri; Perciformes; Serranidae. Gene Ontology annotation, biological process: proteolysis. Gene Ontology annotation, molecular function: aspartic-type endopeptidase activity. The record is from RefSeq and is a predicted model, not a curated record.